AUGCAUAAAAAGAUCUCACACAUAAGCCAUUUUUCCUGUCCUGAGUGUGUGAAAUGUUUUUCACAGAAGUCCUAUCUUUACACACAUCAGAGAUCUCACACGGGGGAGAAGCCAUAUCCCUGUCCUGAGUGCGGGAAAUGUUUUUCAGACAAUUCCCAUCUUUACAGACAUCAGAGGCUGCACACGGGAGAAAAGGCAUAUUCUUGUCCUGAGUGCGGGAAAAGUUUUUCAGAUAAGUCCAAUCUUUACAAACAUCAGAGAUUGCACAUGGGGGAGAAGCCGUAUAUCUGCCCUGAGUGUGGGAAAUGUUUUUCAGUGAAGUCCAAUCUUAAGAGACAUCAGAGAUCUCACACAAGGGAGAAGCCACUUUCCUGUCCUGAGUGA
Molecule: messenger RNA, 384 nt
Organism: Staurois parvus
Lineage: Eukaryota; Metazoa; Chordata; Amphibia; Anura; Ranidae
Source: the annotation of a GenBank genome assembly